CGGGCGUGGCGGUGCCGGGGCGGUGCCGGCCGGUCUCGCCCCACGCCCACGCCCGGCCCCGCGUGCGGAAGCUCCGCGCGGCGGCCCCGGGACCGGCCCCGAGCGCAGGCCAUGGACCCUCCCCGGCGCGUUCGCCUCAAGCCCUGGCUGGUGGCCCAGGUGAGCAGCCACCGCUUCCCGGGCCUGCGCUGGCUCGACCCCGAGCACCGGCGCUUCGUCAUCCCCUGGGGACACGCCACCAGGAACCCCCCGGGGCCGCAGGACCACGACACCAUCUUCAAGGCGUGGGCGCAGGAAACGGGCCGGUUCCGCGCCGGGGACCCCCCGGACCCCCCGCGCUGGAAGGCCACCCUGCGCUGCGCCCUCAACAAGAGCCGCGAGUUCCGCCUGCUCCUGGACGGGCCCCGCGCGUCCCCGGCCCAGCCCUUCCGCGUCUACGAGCUCUGCGAGGGCCCCCCCGGGGGCGCAGAUGGGGGGGAUGAGGACGACUAUGGCUGCAGUGGGGAGGAAGACGUCAGCCAGCUGCAGAAGAUGACAGCCCUGAGCAUCGAUGACACCCAACAUGGGGGGGACCUGCUGCCCCCCUACCCCUGGCCCAAGGAGGAGCCUCCCUGCUUCGCCAGCUGCUGUCCCUCAGGGGGGCCCUUUGUGCCACCCCCCCCGGCCCUGCUCCAGGGGGAGCUGGGGGGCACCCAGGGGGCCCCCGAGCUGCGCCCCCCUGCCCUCGGCGAGACGGGCUCCCCCCUGGGCCCCCCAUCGGCCUGCCAGGUGGCACCGACAGAGCACCUGAUGCCAGACCUGCUCGUCAGCCCCCACAUGCUGCCACUGACUGACCUGGAGCUGAAGUUCCAGUACCGGGGCCGCCAGGUCUGUGCCCUCACGGUGAGCAACCCCCACGGCUGCCGGCUGUUCCACAGCAGCCUGGAGCCCACGCGGGAGCAGGAGGAGCUCUUCGGGCCGCUGACGCUGGAGCAGGUGCCCUUCCCUGCUCCCGACGCCAUUCCCAACGAGAAGCAGCGCUUCUACACCCACCAGCUGCUGGAUGUGCUGGACCGGGGGCUCAUCCUGGAGCUCCAGGGCCAGGACCUCUUUGCCCUCCGGCUCUGCCAGUGCAAGGUCUUCUGGACGGGGCCCUGUGCCAGCCCCCAGCCCGGCCCCAACCCCAUCCAGAGGGAGACGAGGACCAAGCUCUUCAGCCUCGAGGGCUUCCUAAACGGGCUCAUCCAGUUCCAGAAAGGGCAGACCCCCACCCCGCCCCCCUUCGAGAUCUUCCUGUGCUUUGGGGAGGAGUGGCCGGACCAGAAGCCCAAAGAGAAGAAGCUGAUCACGGUGCAGGUGGUGCCGGUGGCAGCGCGGCUGCUGCUGGAGAUGUUCUCCGGGGAGCUGUCGUGGUCGGCCGACAGCAUCCCGCUGCAGAUCUCCCACCCCGACCUCAAGGACAGGAUGGUGGAGCAGUUCAAGGAGCUGCACCAGCUCUGGCAGAGCCACCAGCGGCUGCCACCGGCACAGCCCCCGCCUGGCCCCUCUGCCGCGCCUUGGGCGCUGCCACCCGGCCCCCUGCCCCACUGAGGGGACACGGGGGACACCAGGGACACCACGGCACUGCCAGCCAGGCUGACAAGUCACCCUCCCUCCCCCCUUCCAGAGUUUUGGGGAAAACAGCAAGAAAACAGGGGCAGGCUGGGGCCACGCUGGAUUGGAGCCCCCAGGGCUGGGGUCACAAAGCAGCCUCAGCCUUGAGAAAAGCAGCAGAGGGGCCUCGGGAGGGUGUAAUUUCUCUUUUCAGUUUUUUGUUGUUUUUUUAUUGUUCUCGAGAUGGCUACACACCCCCGGAGGGAACCGCAUGCGCCCGCCCGCCCUCGAGCCGCUGCCUCCAACCCCAAAAUCAAACCAAAGAAAACCCAAAAAAAGGGAAAAAAAAAAAAAAAAAAAAAAAAAAAAAAA
Molecule: messenger RNA, 1944 nt
Organism: Myiozetetes cayanensis
Lineage: Eukaryota; Metazoa; Chordata; Aves; Passeriformes; Tyrannidae
Gene: IRF5
Product: interferon regulatory factor 5
Exons: 9
Coding region: 112-1569 (485 amino acids)
Biological process (GO): immune system process; regulation of transcription by RNA polymerase II
Cellular component (GO): nucleus
Molecular function (GO): protein binding; RNA polymerase II cis-regulatory region sequence-specific DNA binding; DNA-binding transcription factor activity, RNA polymerase II-specific
Source: RefSeq, a predicted model, not a curated record